This is a messenger RNA of Merops nubicus (carmine bee-eater), 1271 nucleotides long. It is a transcript of the gene SELENOF, whose product is annotated as 15 kDa selenoprotein. Gene Ontology annotation, molecular function: oxidoreductase activity. The transcript has 7 exons. The record is from RefSeq and is a predicted model, not a curated record. Gene Ontology annotation, cellular component: endoplasmic reticulum lumen. NCBI's taxonomy places the organism in Eukaryota, Metazoa, Chordata, Aves, Coraciiformes, Meropidae. The annotation marks the transcript as partial.
CCCCCGAGCCCGGUUACUCUUCACACCGAGGCUGAGAGCAGGUUUGGAAGCGAAGCUGGGCGGCUGGAUUUCCCAGCGGCAGCUGGGCGGUGAAGGCUGGCCCUACAUACAGGGGAGUAUUUGCCUUAUAUAUGCAGGUGCUCUAGAGCUCUCCUGGGAGCUGUGGGAAGUGUUGCUGGAGAGGCAAAAUGAUAAUGCCAGUAAUACCAUUUUUGCUUCGAGUUUCCGCUCUUGCUCCCCCACUAGCAUGCAGCUGGAAGGGAAGGUUUUAAGCGAGGGUGUGAAAAGACCCGGGAUAAGUGUAUACGGAGCGCAGGUGUCAUCAGAAGCUUGCAGAGAGCUGGGAUUCUCCAGUAACUUGCUAUGCAGUUCUUGCAACCUUCUUGGACAGUUCAAUCUGAAUCAGUUGGAUCCAUUUUGCAGGCAGUGCUGCCAAGAAGAAGCUCAGUUGGAAACCAGAAAGCUUUAUGCAGGAGCUGUCCUAGAGGUAUGCGGAUGAAAAUUGGGGAGGUUCCCUCAAGUCCAGGCUUUUGUCAGGAGUGAUAAGCCAAAACUCUUCAGGGGACUGCAAAUCAAGUAUGUGCGUGGUUCUGACCCUGUACUAAAGCUGCUGGAUGACAGUGGGAACAUUGCAGAAGAACUGAGCAUCCUCAAGUGGAAUACCGAUAGUGUGGAAGAAUUUCUCAGUGAAAAGUUAGAACGUCUAUAAAUCCUUGCUUUCAGUCCUCUUUCCUUUUCAUGUUUUGUCAUGGUAAUCUUCUCAGAUGAAGUGUGCUACAAUUGCAAAAACAUUCCAGCUUCUAUAAUAAUUUUAAAAUCUGUUGUGCUGUACUAAACAUCUUGUAAUUAGAAAGGAAAGCUUCAGCACACAUCUGACAAGCUGACAAACAGCAUAGCUUGUCUUAAUAUAUUUCAACUCUUAGACAUAUCACUAACAAAAUACUUUGUUUCAAAGUUAUGAAAAUAUCAGUUUCUUGUAAUUGGACUUUUUUAAACAAAUUUUCUUAAAACAGAAGAGCUUCAAAUAAUUAAAAUGAUUACCAUGCUUUUUGUUCUGCUGCUGUUCGUAAGAAAGUCAGAACCAAAUGCGAUGUACUGUCUCCCAAAGAAACUUCACUGCUUAUGCCCUCUUCUUUUUUUGUAUUUGAACUGUCCUUUUUAUAGAAACAUUGUUUAUAGUGAGUAGUUCACAGGUUUUGAAGUUGAUGGAGGAACUCAUGCUCUGGCACUGUGAAACAUAUAGUAAGUACACUUCAGUGAAGACUACAUAG